UCUGCCGGAUCGAAGGGACCGGCGGGUGAAUAUUAUGACAAGUUCGCCAUCUGGAAUUGCCUGCAGCGAACGAAUUGUAUCCGUUCGAAAUACGUCGUACUUGAGUGGUCCAGUUGAAAAUUGAGAGUGUUAUCUGGAUUUAUCGACGAACUUGAUAGAUGUGAACAUCCAUUAACAUAAUAAACUUUACUAGAUAGAGGGACGCUACGGGCGUGGCUUGUACAGGGACAUUAGUCAUCGGAGCCGGUGCAACUGUCAUUCUGUCAAGAAAAACGAGAGCAGAGACUUGUAAACAAAAGCUAUCAAACAAUGAAAUUGUGAAUAAUGUGUUAAGUGAAAUAAUUCCAAACAAUGAGUGCCAAUAAUGUGAAUAGUGUCCCUACCACUCAACCGACUGCUACAAUUAAAUCUCGCCCGAACAUAAUGCCAAGCAGUUAUAUGUAUACCUCAAGUAGUGCUCUAUUGAAUAGAAAUACGGACCAAAAACCGACACCACCCCCAACAUUGCCCAAAUACACUUCAAGUUUUAAUGCAGGAAGCGGUCUGAACAGAGACCGUGACAAGGAUGGUAUUGGGGGCUCGUAUCGCCUUUCCAGUCUUGAUCGUUUAGCAAUGAGGCAGAAAUUUAUGGAUCAACAAAAUCCAACAUCAGGCUCAACACCAAAUGGUACAGCUAAUGGCACCAAUGGAAGUGAAAUUACUACAACAAAUCCCGCAAUACCGAGUAAAAGGGAAAUGUUUUUCAAUAACUCACCUGUAGAUACCAACAAAGAUUCUAAUCGAAUUACUAGCAAAGUUCCUGCAGUGGAAAAUAAACCUCCAGAACCUCCGGUUAAACCAUCGACUCCAGAAUCAACCAAAGAUGAAAAUAGUAAGGAAUCAACACCAGAAAUAGUGAAAGAAAGGCCAAAACCAAAAGAAUUGGAUGGAUAUGUAGGAUUUGCAAAUUUACCUAAUCAGGUUUAUCGCAAAGCUGUAAAAAAGGGCUUUGAAUUCACAUUAAUGGUAGUAGGAGAGUCAGGAUUGGGAAAAUCAACUCUGAUCAACUCCAUGUUUCUCACAGAUAUAUAUAAUUCCAAUGAUUAUCCCGGACCAACACAAAGGCUCAAAAAAACUGUGGCUGUUGAAACUACAAGAGUGAUGUUGAAAGAAAAUGGGGUCAACUUAUUGUUGACAGUGGUAGAUACGCCUGGAUUUGGUGAUGCUGUGGAUAAUAGUAAUUGCUGGGUUCCUAUAAUAGAAUAUAUUGAAUCAAAGUACGAGGAUUAUUUGAAUUGUGAAGCAAGGGUAACAAGAAAGCAGAGUCCUGAUAUGAGGAUACAUUGCUGUUUAUAUUUCAUACAACCAUCCGGCCACGGACUCAAAUCACUUGACAUUGAGUUCAUGAAACGAUUAUGUGAUAAAGUAAAUAUUAUUCCUAUUAUUGCGAAAGCAGAUACUCUGACUGCAGAAGAAUGUCAAUUGUUCAAAAAACAAAUUUUGAAUGAGAUAGCCCUGCAUAAAAUUAAGAUAUACGAAUUUCCUGAUUCUUGUGAAGACGAAGAUGAGAAAAAGCACAAUAAAUCCUUGAAAGACAGAGUUCCUUUUGCUGUGGUUGGCUCUAAUGCAGUUGUGGAAAUUGAUGGGAAGAAACUGAGAGGGCGACAGUAUCCUUGGGGUGUUGCACAAGUGGAGAACCUCGAACAUUGUGAUUUUAUUGCUUUAAGAAACAUGGUAAUCAGAACACAUUUACAGGACCUGAAGGAUGUUACAAAUAAUGUCCACUAUGAAAACUAUAGAUGUAGGAAAUUAGCUGGUUUAGGAGUUGAUGGUAAAACCACAAGAAUUCUGAACAAAAAUCCACUUGCUCAAAUGGAUGAAGAAAAACGAGAACAUGACUUGAAGAUGAAGAAGAUGGAAGCUGAGAUGGAACAGGUAUUUGAAAUGAAAGUGAGGGAGAAAAAACAGAAACUCAAAGAUAGUGAGAUUGAAUUAACAAGAAGACAUGAAGCCACUAAGAAGCAGCUAGAACAACAAGCAAAAGAGCUAGAAGAGAAACGAAGGCAAUUUGAAAUGGAAAAAGAAGCAUGGGAGAAGGAAAACCAAGUGACAAUUGAUGAACUGAGAAGGAGAUCUUUGGAGGGAAGUAGGGAAACUGUAGAUGGUAAAAAGAAGAAGAAAGGGCUCUUUUAGUAUUCAAUGAAAAUAUGGAUAAAGAAAAUGUUGAGUGAACUCAGAAGGCUUUUUAGUCAUUCCCUGGUAAAAAAAAGUUAUAAAGGAUUAUAGAUCUUGCGGAAUUAGUUAUGAUUCCUCUGAACUGCCAUUUCGUGUUACUAGAGUUUCUAAUUUCUCAAUUUCUAUUCAAUUGCUGAUAAGUGUCGAAGUAAUUUCCCCAGAGGAUUCUAAUGAUUGUGAGUAUAUCUAAAGUAUAGAAAAUAUUUAUGAAGAGGAAAAAAUUAACUGAUGAAUAUAAAUUAUUGAUUUUAAAAUAGUCUGAUGUCCUAUGUUCAUGACAUUUUGCUUGAGAGCAACGUGCCAUUUUUUUUUAUCUAUAUAUCUCGAGUUUUAAUUUUAUAUUAUGUAUGUAAAAAUGUGAAAAUAAAAUUUUAAGUAAU
Coccinella septempunctata (seven-spotted ladybird) is the source of this 2594-nucleotide messenger RNA. RefSeq names its product septin-7 (gene pnut). Lineage: Eukaryota; Metazoa; Arthropoda; Insecta; Coleoptera; Coccinellidae. Gene Ontology annotation, molecular function: molecular adaptor activity; GTPase activity; GTP binding. The record is from RefSeq and is a predicted model, not a curated record. The transcript is spliced from 2 exons. The coding region runs from base 352 to 2172 and encodes 606 amino acids. Gene Ontology annotation, cellular component: microtubule cytoskeleton; cell division site; septin complex. Gene Ontology annotation, biological process: cilium assembly; cytoskeleton-dependent cytokinesis.